Messenger RNA from Hydractinia symbiolongicarpus, 3808 nucleotides. RefSeq names its product synaptotagmin-17-like. Bases 623 to 2722 code for a protein of 699 amino acids. Gene Ontology annotation, cellular component: membrane. Gene Ontology annotation, molecular function: small GTPase binding. The record is from RefSeq and is a predicted model, not a curated record. Gene Ontology annotation, biological process: intracellular protein transport. The transcript has 16 exons. NCBI's taxonomy places the organism in Eukaryota, Metazoa, Cnidaria, Hydrozoa, Anthoathecata, Hydractiniidae.
AUAAACGUUACUAAGAGCAAUUGCCAUAAGUUGAAGAACCCUUCCCCGUGGUGUUUUUAGGUGUAAUUGUAGCUGCGGCAGGAAAGAAAGCACAGUCAGUGUCACUGACCGUUGUUUAUGUUUUUUUAUUACCAGUAAUGAAAAUAGUAAUAGCAGCAUUGAGCAAUACUGCGUAGAGAAUAAUAUACAAAUAUAUAUAUUUUCUGUUUAAUUGAUACCAAGUUUAUUAAUUAGCAUAGCUAAACACUUGAACUGGAGCUUCACUGCCACUGUUUGGACCUAUGUUGUAUAUAAGUCGUCAACAAUAAAUAGCUGCUCGUUUUCUGUAUUAAAAAGAAGAAAUUGGUGCCAUUAAAGAAGAAUGACAUUAUUGGAAACAUUAAUCUUUCCCAUUUUUGACAUGUCUAAUUAAGUAAACAAUUAACAUUUACUAACCUCAGCAAUUUAUUUUCACUUUUUUGCAUAAAAAUAUCUCAUAUGGUGAGAGCCUUAACUGAUAGCAUUUUUUUCUCUCUUAGAUGUAUAUAUAAAGCAUAGCUUGAUUAAAACUCUAUUUAUAAUUGUACCUUUAUAGCUAUAGUUCUUUUUGUUUUUUUAGCAAAAUAAAAUAUGAAAUUUUGUGAUGGUUGACAUAAGUUAUGAAGGAAACGAUCGGUGGAAUAUUCCUGAUGACAGACAGCUUGCCCUACGUGGAAGACUUGAAACUGGUUGGUCCAGCUAUCGUGGAAAUGAUUUCAGUCAUAAACGAGAAUUGUCACUAACAGAAGAAGAACAGCAGAUCAUUUUUAAUGUUUUACAGCGGACUGAAUCUAUUCAAGCUUCAGAAGAACAGCGCAUAGGGUUACUUGUCAAAAAUUUGGAAUAUAUGCGAAAGAAUGUAUUAGGUGAUGGAGUAACGACAUGUUUAAUAUGUGGUACAAAAACUGGUUUGCUAAAGGAGAGCUUGCGAUAUUGUGCAAAAUGUGGUCAGAUGGUUUGUCCAAAGUGCAGCAUUGAGAGAUGUAAUAUUCAAGAAGUGCCUUGCAAGCGUUGUUACUGUGUGUUGUGUUAUGAAGAAAGACAGCUUUGGAAACGCUCGGGAGCAUGGUUUUAUAAUUCAAUACCAAAAUAUAUUAUACCCAAUACAGACUGUGCUGAAGCAAGUCGAAAGGGCACAUUAGUAAGACAUUGCUCUGGUAGCUCAAUCCAAGGAUCAGAUUCGAUUGGUCGAGGUUCAUCAAUGAUGCAUUUAGAAUACUCUGAAAGUAUCGAUGAUGCUAGUGAUGACUCAGACAUAGAGACUGCAUCAGUAAAAGCGUUUGAUAUACCUGAAGAUCAACGUUCUGUUACCUGGCAUAACCAGAUUGAUGUCGAUGAAGAAAGCAUAGGGAGUGGAAAAAACAGAUCGGCCAGUUAUACGUCGCGAUCAGGACGAGCUAGCAACAUUAAAGGACCUUCGUUUGAAUUUUCAUCACCCGAUGAUGAAGACGGCCCGUCAAUGAGGAAACUCUCCAAUGAUGAUCGAUACACUAGUGAGUCCAGUCUACCCCAAGAUCUCUCACCGAUGUUGACCAGAAGUGGCCGUUCAGUUGAUCGUAACUUAUUGCACGGAAGUUCCUCAUCUUUGGACGUCAAAUCAGACAAAAAACAUAAAUUAGCUAUCAGAAAACCAUGGCGAAAAAAGAGUCGUGACCAGAGUGACGUCAUGUCGGCGUCGCUUGAACAAAGUCCGACGUUGUCGCGUAAACUUCAGCAAAAUGGCGUCAAUAACAAUACUGAGAGUGUAAGUAACAACAGUGAGGAACAAGACAUAGAUAGUAUGUUUAAAUCGUACGAGGAGAAGUCGAACGCAAACGGUGAAAAGAAAGAAUAUCACGGCAAAUACGGCAUGAUCGAGUUUACGCUGCAGUAUGAUCCCAAUACACAAGAAUUAUUAGUCAUUAUUCAAAGGUGCAAGGGUUUAAAGGGCGAGAAAGGCAAGAUACCGUCCGCGUAUGUAAAAACAUAUUUACUACCAGAAGCAGCUAAGGCUUCAAAAAAGCGAACAACCACGAUAAAGAAGACCACUGACCCUGUGUUUGAUGAAACACUUGUUUAUUAUGGAGUGGCUGAAACUGAUGUACAAAGUAAAGGACUUCGGUUAUCUGUGAUGGAUGAAACCAAAAUAGGCGGCAGUUCUAUCAUUGGCGAGACAUGCAUCCCAUUGAAAAAUUUGACAACUCGACCAGUACAACAAUUUCGAAGGAUUUUGGAUUCACGAAGUAAUGACGAGACAUUAUUUCUCGAUUCAAAAAACACAAGUUCGAAUCCGGGAAGAAUCGAAAUCGCAUUGCAUUAUUUGUCAAAACAAGAAAAGUUAGUUGUAGAAAUUAUAAGAUGUGCAGGCUUGAAGGCGCUUGAUCAAAACGGAUAUUCUGAUCCCUAUGUUAAGUGUUACCUACUACCUGAUCCACAUAAACGAACGAAGCAAAAAACAGCUGUGAAAAAGAAAACCCUCAAUCCUGAAUUCAAUGAGGAGUUCUCGUAUAAAAUACCGCAUGCUGAACUAGCAAAGAAGACAUUACAUGUAUCUGUUUGGGAUUAUGAUAUGGGAAGAACAAACGAUUUUAUUGGUGGUCUAACGCUUGGUAUUGAAUCCAGCGGUGAAGCACUACGUCACUGGUUCGAAACUCUGAAAACAGCUGAUCGACGUGUUAUUAAGUGGCACACCUUGAGUGAGACGUGUCCAGUUAUUAAUGAGUAACGAAAUGUGGCGCACAACGUAGUUUGUGUUAUUAGUGUUCUACAAAGUGUUUCAUUUCAUUGAAGACAUAAAAAAACUUGUUAAACAACCUUUUUUGCGUCGGUCAGAAAGUCGACAAGUUCUAUUAAGUUGCGUCACGCCGUCGAUUUACUUUCUAACAUUUUAAAAAUCGUUUCUUCAAAAAAGUGAUCUUGAAAUUACAAGCAUAACGUUGACCUUCACAUCGGCAAUUGUCACAUUUUGACGUCAAUUAAAAGGGCAGCUGUAGAAGUCACAUCCAUAUAUUUUUUGUUGUGUUUUUUUUUCUUAGCAAUGCUUCUGUGUGCGUAGGUUCCUAUUUGUUUUUUUGUUAAAACUAUUUAAUAUAUUUUUUGUCAAAGUAUUUUAUUUUAUUAUGAUAGCGAUUGAUUUUUUUAUAAGGUGUAUAGUUUAAGAAUUAAAAUUGAUUGUUUGAUUUAUUUUAUCCACAACACUCUGUGUAUCACGGCGUAACCAUGCUUUUUAUAAGAAUGUGCUUUAUAAGAAUAUUAGGCUGAGAUUGCAGAUUAAAUGUACCCCCCUGGUUAGAAUUUUUUCAUUCUUAUGAAAUGUGUAUAAUACUAGACUCCCGGAAUAUUGCCAAUCGUUUCUAUCAUAUGUUCUUACAUGUCGCUAGUUCUUAUAACAUGUACCUUACUUGUUGAACACAAAGUGGAGCGGAAUUGUUUGACUAGAAUACGUACAUUUAAUAUACUUCGUAACUUUUAACCUGUUUUUGCGGGUUUUUUUUUUUUUUUUUGUAUAUCAACGUAUUUUUUUAAUACAAACGUAUCCUUCACCUCUUUCGCGACUGAACCAGGAACCAUGGUUUUUUGGCAGAUGUAACUCUUGACAGACUCUAAAAAAACGUUUUCACAAAAAAUAAAAUUUUACCUACUUUUUACUACCAACCUCAAGAUACAGCCGCUCAAAGAUAGGUCAGAAGCGUUUUGCAUACACUUUUUUAAGGGACUCCUCAUUAUUUGGACACGCACAAAUGUAUAAUUUUUGUAUAAAAUAUAUUUCGGUGUAGAUAUUAAUCAUUGGGAUGUACAAUAAAACACAGUA